Messenger RNA from Pundamilia nyererei, 3875 nucleotides. Its product is annotated as CUB domain-containing protein 1. The coding region runs from base 265 to 2649 and encodes 794 amino acids. The record is from RefSeq and is a predicted model, not a curated record. NCBI's taxonomy places the organism in Eukaryota, Metazoa, Chordata, Actinopteri, Cichliformes, Cichlidae. The transcript has 9 exons.
AACGCGUCAGCACGCCUACCUGCCAAGAUGGCGAUUCUAGCCACGCCUUUAAACUUCACCUGGCCUCAACACUCCCUCCUUGCUGGCACACGUUCACAUAGGGAGUGGACUCGUUGUGUCAACAGCUGCUCCGUGAGCUUGAUGUAACGCAGAGGAAAAUGUGGCGUCCCAGCUCCAGACAAGAAGCGAUGAAAUGUGUCCGCUGAUUUUAUUUUUGUUUUUUCUCUCAGGAUUGAAAGUUUCAGAGCUUCACUGUAGGGCAGCAUGUCCGUAUCAACAGGCGCGGCCCUUCUGUGGAUUUUACUUCUUACGUUCAUCGUGUCCACCGUGUCAGGGGCCCAGAAGUUGACUCUCACUGCUGAACCUGGAGCCACUAUAAACAUCAGAAAUAAUAAUCAGGUCAAAGGUUGCCAAGUGUGUACAGGAUCAGGAAACACACAACAUUGCAGUAUUGAAUCUCUGAACUCAUUCAGUGGAAGUACUGUGUCAGUGGAGCUUGAAUGCUCCAGACCUCAAGAUGUAUUCAGUAUAGAAAUUGUACGGCGUAUAAAUUGCACCACGAAGUCAUGCAGUGGUCACAUCAUCCAGACGGACUCCAACUCUGUUGAUGUGCUGCGUUUUAACCGCACGUUUACCUGGAAUCUAGCGGCCGCAGCGCCAAAAGCUUUCCAAAUAGAUUUCACUAACACGGGUCUUAAACAGAUCAAUCCAUCUGAGAAAUGUCCAGACAGACACACCUACACCCUCCAGGCCUUCCAGUCUACAGGCAAUGUGGCUGUGGGGAAGUACUGCAGAAGUGGCACCAUCAGCAGUGCUCAGAUUUUGAAAAGCGGCAGCUUUUCUGUGGACGUCCCAGCAGAGCAGAAGCUGCAAAAUGACAAGUUUGAUGUGACUGUGCGGGAAAAAAUCAAGUCUCUUGCCCGAAUUUCUCUGACUUUACCAAAAGGGACCUCUUCCUCAGAGCUGCUCUCGCCAGACUACCCAGAGAGUUUUCCUGAUGACGACACCAUGGAGUGGUACUUUCAGGUCCCAGACAAACACGGGGUUGAUCUUCAGUUUCUAAACCUCACACAGCCAGAUUGUGUGAAGAAGGAAGUAGCAGUGGAGUACCACCAGAAAGGCAGGGUGACAUCGGUUCUGGGGCUAAAUGACACACAGCCGCUCCAGAACCAGGGAGACUUUUUGCUCACGCUGAGGAACUGCGAGAUGGAGAGAGCACAAGCUGAUUCUCCUGGACUCACCUUCACCCUCAAGGUGUCUGCUUCCAGCCCAGCUUCAACAGUGCCAUGUAGAGUAGAUCUCAGCAAAACUGAGGGCCUUUCUCUGAACAUUUCCACGGUGACAUCGACCCCUGACUGCGUGAUGAAAAUAAACUCGGCGAAAAAAGACAACAUCACAGUCACAUCAAGUGCUGAUCUGUCUUUUGAGGACUGCUUUCCUGGCAACAUGGAAGUCAGAGCCACGCAAGUCAUAGAUUGUAGUUCUGGUAAAUGUCCUGAUCCAGUCAGUCUGUCGGUGCCUCUGCUGCCAUCAUGCCUCCCUGCACCUCUGAGCCGUGUGACGUGGAUACUGCGUCCCGGUCAGCACGGCACGGUAAAGCUGAUUUCUCCCACCGGGCCCCUCAAGCAGUCCCUACCUGGACAGCUAUGUGAUGACAGCAUCACUAUUGACGUGGCAGAAGAGAAUGGAGCAACUAUUGGGAGCUUCUGCCCCAACGGAGCCAUACAGACCGUCCACAUUCACACAAGUGUGUCUGUCACAUGGUGGUCCAGCAUGAAUGCUAAAGCACCAAGAUCGGCCGUGUUGAAUGCCAGUUUUGAAAAGGAGAUUACAGAAAGAUACAUAUUCACCGUUUCUCCAAAGAGAGACACCCCAGAACUUGUGGCUACUCCAGCUUGGCCAGCGGGAAUGAAGGCCUACUCCACCGUCUCCUGGAUUGUCUCAGUUCCUCCGAAGAUGGAGGCGCAGCUGAUUUUUACCAAGCUCAGCCAGCCCAAGUGCAUCAACCGCCACACCAACAUCCGGGUGCAAAGAAUGGGCAGCCCCAAGGAGGACUACAGCCGCAGGGAGGAUGAGGUGGCCAAUAGCGAGCUCACGGUCUCUGAGAGCUUCUACCUCAACAUGUCCAACUGUUUGCCUGAAAGAGGAAACUUCAGCGUAAUUACCAAGAUCUCCCUGCAGAAGAGCAAUGGCCUUUUACUAAUCAACAUCCUGAGUGUGGUGGCUGCUCUGCUGGUCAUUUUUGUAAUGGUGCUGGUUGUGGUCUGUGUGGUGAUUAGGAAGAAGAAGAAGAAGAAGAAGCUCAAUCACGAAGUCUCUGUCUAUAAUCCAAAUGGCAUCAACUUCCUGCCAGGAUACAACGGACCCCCGAAAACACACGAAGACGAUGACGCUCACGUGUACACCUCCAUCGACGACACACUCGUCUACACACACCUGCUGAAAAAGGGUGCAGAUGUUGGCUUCUAUGGAGAAACAUACCAACAUUUCACGGGACACACAGACUCUCAAAAGCCACUGCUCUCGUCACAGAAGGGUCCUCCACUUCCCAACAGGUCUCCGAGCCAAGACCAAACCCUGAUGGACCAAAGUGAGGACGAACAGUCUUCAAAUCUGGGGCCUCGGCUGGAACCAGAGGGCGGCAACUGAGCAGAAGAUUGGACUCGACUUUUUGAUUUUUCUUUUGACCCACUUGAACUUUGGGAUAUUUAUUCCCCGUGUGUUUGCUCGCUGUUCAGACCCCCAAAAGACACUUUUUUGUAUUGAGUGCAAUACUUUUGCACUAAAGUGAGGCGCACACAAACAGCUUCCAAACCUGUCUGCAGCUGUUACAGCGUUUUGUCUCAGGUUAAGGUUCUUCUUUUUCAAAAGCAGCACUUAAUCAUUCCUUCUACACAGGUUUUUAGUUUUUAUAAAGAGGUCUUCUGUUGCUUUCAGGAAAUGAACGUUUUCCAUUUGUGAUAUUUUGUAAAUACAUCGUUAUCAGAACACAACGGUCUGGACUGCAGCAGCCGUAUGUUGCAGCAGCAUGUCCUUCUGUUGUUCAUUGUUGCUUUUUGUUUUCUAGCUGUAGCGUCAUUACACCAUAAAUGAGCCUUACAUAUAGGUCAGGCUCCCUUUAGAAAUUAGUACGGAUCUUAUAGUUGUUUUCAGUCAUUUGUGUUACUGGGACGGUGCCAAACUGAAACCGAGCAUUGGAGAAGCUCGAGCCUAAAGUGCUACUAGUUCAUACUGAGACUGUAUAUCAUGAUCAGUAGUUAAAAAAACCUGUUUCACCAUUUGUUAUGAGGACAGACACAGCUUUGUUUGGAUUACAAUGGGGAAAAAUAUACAUUUAUUUGCAGUAUAUCAGAAGCUGCAUCUGCCAUAAAAUGUAUUUAUUUAGUAGUGAGCUGUAAUAUGUUGCUGUUUAAAUGUCCCUUAUGAGCCUAAACACAAAAGAGAAAAGUUUUCUUUCAAGGCAUGCAUCUGUCCUCUUUGAGGAAAAGUGCUUCAGAAGGACUUUGGUCUUGAAAAUUCCUCUUCCCUGCGGAGUGUGGCCAUAAAUGUUUUACAGUCUCAGUGGCUCACAGUGAGUAAAGAAACUUUAGAGGAGCCUUUAAAAUCCGGAAAUUUGGGGAAAUGUUCAGACUUGUUGAUCUGUCGCCUUCAUUUGGGUGAGUAAAGUACUUUGAAUGCAAACACAAAAUGUAGUGUGUGUGUGUGUGUGUGUGUGUGUGUGUGUGUGUGUGUACUCAUCAUACUGUCAUCAUUCUCGCAUAGUGAAUAGGCUGGAUUUAAUUCCAGUAUAAAUUGGACAGGUGGGAGUCUUGCGUUCAUACUGAAUCAGUUGCACAAUGAAUCAGUCAACUUGGCACACCUAUUUAAAAACCAAA